Molecule: messenger RNA, 4474 nt
Organism: Alosa sapidissima (American shad)
Lineage: Eukaryota; Metazoa; Chordata; Actinopteri; Clupeiformes; Clupeidae
Gene: adcy2b
Product: adenylate cyclase 2b (brain)
Exons: 27
Coding region: 324-4106 (1260 amino acids)
Biological process (GO): adenylate cyclase-inhibiting G protein-coupled receptor signaling pathway; intracellular signal transduction; adenylate cyclase-activating G protein-coupled receptor signaling pathway
Cellular component (GO): plasma membrane
Molecular function (GO): adenylate cyclase activity
Source: RefSeq, a predicted model, not a curated record
GUGCUGUGCUUUCCGCGACAGCAUUGCCUUACAAUCUAAAUUUGAGGAUUGCAAAUGUUUACACAGAUGCAUCAUAAGAGAGGGCAGGCUCAGGAAGGACUGAAAACGGGAUGGAUAGGUAGAGACCCCCCUACACCAGCACCUCCAGCUACCACCCACCCACCUGGCCUCUGGUGAAGCAGGUGUUCUGUCCAUAUCUUCAGGUGCUGCAAAGAGCAAAUUCUCAGUGGAGACCGGACUCCCACAGACAGCAGGUGUCCUGAAGGGGGGAAAACAAAUCAGUCCCACUCCUGCGCUCAGUUCAUCAUGUUGGCUGCUGGACGAUGCUGCGCUCCGCCGUGCUGUCGCUGCUGCCCUCGUACGGGACGCGCCUGUCCCUGCCGCUGCAUCUGAGCACGCUGCGCGAGGAGGAAGAGGAGCGGGAGGAGGGGGAGGAGGGAGACUCCGCCGGCGUCACCACUGUCCCUGUCGCCACCACCACCACCACCACCACCCUCGCCGACAGCGUCGCUCCAGCUGCCUUUGCCUUUGCCUCUGCCGCCAGCCAGGCUGCUCCCAGCCUCACCCCUGCCCCAGACCCUGCCCCAGACCCUGCCCCAGACCCUGCCCCUGCCCCAGCCAGCCCUGGGUCCUGCUCUGCACCCAGCUCCUACUCCGCACCGGUGGACCCCAUCACUGCCGUGGGGGCGCGGGCGCGGGCGAGCCCCAUGCGCGGCUCCCGGAGGGGCUACUUGCUGGAGGGAGUCAGGGGUGGCGGGGGUGGCGGCGGCGGCGGUUGUGUGGAGGAGUUAGGGGGACCGCCGGCCGGCAGCGGGCGUAACUCUCCCGACUGGUUGUACGAGUCGUACUACCGCAUGAGCCAGCAGCACCCACUCAUCGUGUUCCUUCUCCUCAUCGUCAUGGGAGCAUGCGUGGCGUUCAUUGCCGUCUUCUUCGCCUCCGGACUGGACAUGCAGGACCACGUCGCCUUUAUCAUCACAGUGCCCACCACGCUGGCCAUCUUCUUGACCAUCUUCGUCCUCGUCUGUAUCGAGUCGGUCUUCAAAAAACUCCUGCGCCUCUUCUCCUUGCUUAUCUGGGGCUGCCUCGUCGCCAUGGGUUACCUCUUCAUGUUCUUUGGCGGGAUCAUCUGUCCUUGGGACCAGGUGUCUUUCUUCCUGUUCAUUGUGUUUGUGGCAUACACCAUGCUGCCCUUCUCCAUGCGGGAAGCGGUCAUCGCCAGCGUGCUGACCUCCACCUCCCACACGCUGGUGCUCAGCGUCUGCCUCUCCUCGGCCACAGACAACCUGGAGCCGCUCGUCUGGCAGAUCCUGGCCAACAUCAUCAUCUUCAUCUGCGGGAACCUGGCGGGAGCCUACCACAAACACCUGAUGGACCUGGCCCUGCGGCAGACCUACCAGGACACCUGCAACUGCAUCAAGUCCCCCAUCAAGCUGGAGUUUGAGAAGCAUCAGCAGGAGCGUCUGUUGCUGUCCUUGCUCCCUGCCCACAUUGCCAGGGUGAUGAAGGCGGAGAUUAUCCAGAGGCUUAAAGGUCCUAACUUUGGCCAGGCGGAGAACACUAACAAUUUCCACAAUCUCUAUGUGCAGAGACACACCAAUGUCAGCAUUUUGUAUGCGGAUAUAGUUGGCUUCACGCGUCUCGCCAGCGACUGUUCCCCUGGAGAACUCGUUCACAUGCUCAACGAGCUCUUCGGCAAGUUUGACCAGAUUGCAAAGGAGAAUGACUGCAUGCGGAUUAAGAUCCUGGGGGACUGUUACUACUGUGUGUCGGGCCUGCCGGAGUCUCUUCCCCACCACGCCAACAACUGCGUGAAGAUGGGUCUGGAGAUGUGUGAGGCCAUCAAGAAGGUGAGGGACGCCACUGGAGUGGACAUCAACAUGCGUGUCGGGGUGCAUUCUGGGAAUGUCCUGUGCGGCGUCAUCGGCCUCCAGAAGUGGCAGUACGACGUGUGGUCACAUGACGUGACGCUGGCCAAUCACAUGGAGGCUGGAGGUGUGCCAGGUCGGGUUCACAUCUCCUCGGUUACCCUGGAGCACCUGAAUGGAGCUUACAAAGUGGAGGAGGGCAACGGGCAGCACCGAGACCCAUACCUGAAAGAACAUGGAGUCGUUACAUUCCUGGUUAUCAACCCUAAGGUGGAGAGGAGGAGUCCCCAGCUGCACUGCCGGCCUCGGCACACGGACGGGGCGAAGAUGAGGGCGUCGGUGCGCAUGACACGCUACCUGGAGUCCUGGGGGGCGGCCAAGCCAUUCGCCAACCUGCACCACCGCGACAGCAUGACCAACGAGAACGGCAAGAUCAACACCCAUGUUUUGUUUACCACUACUUUUUCAUUAAGCUCUGAGUCUGGUGUAACGACUUUCCCUCUCCUUAAGGAUGUGCCUGUGGGCCAGUAUCAGUUCCAGAGGAGAUCGGAGAGGACUAAAUCGCAGAAGAAGUGGUUUGAAGAGGAGCUGAAUGAGAGGAUGAUCCGCACCAUUGACGGAAUCAACUCUCAGAAACAGUGGCUCAAGUCAGAAGAUAUCCAAAGAAUCUCAUUGUUCUUUCACAACAAGGCACUGGAAAACGAGUACAGGGCAACAACUCUGCCUGCCUUCAAGUAUUAUGUGACCUGUGCCUGUCUUAUCUUCUUCUGCAUCUUCAUUGUUCAGAUACUAGUCUUACCAAAAACUGCUGUGCUGGGCGUCUCGUUUGGACUGUCCUUCCUGCUCCUGGCUUUGAUCCUGAUCAUCUGCUUCGCUGGCCACAUCCUGCAAUGGGGAAAAGCAGCCUCGUGCUCUCUACCCUGGCUUCCGAGCUCCUCUAGGAUCAUUGCCAACAAUCCUUGGAUACGACUUGUCCUCACCAUGACAACCACCGCCCUCAUCCUGGUCAUGGCUGUGUUCAACAUGUUUUUUCUAGAGGAGGUGAGGACAGUGGUUGUCCCUGGUUUGAACAUGUCCAACGAGACCAUGGUCAGCUCCUCAGGCUAUGUUGUACAGUUUGUUGAAGAGGACAAGUUCUAUCUGCCCUAUUUCAUCUACAGCUGCAUCUUGGGCCUGGUGUCCUGCUCGGUGUUCCUGCGCAUUAACUACGAGCUGAAGAUGCUUAUCAUGCUGGCGGCGGUGGUGGGCUACAACGUCGUCAUCCUCCAGACCUACGCAGCCGUGUUGGACGACUACAGCACCGCACUGUACCGCACACAGCCUCUGGAGAGGCCAGGGGUGCUGAAGGACCUGAAGACCAUGGGCUCGGUGUCUUUGUUUAUCUUCUUCAUCACCCUCCUUGUUCUGGCCCGACAGAAUGAAUAUUACUGUAGGUUAGACUUCGUCUGGAAAAACAAGUUCAAGAAGGAGUGCGAGGAGAUCGAGACCAUGGAGAACCUCAACCGUGUCCUCCUGGAAAACGUUCUACCUGCCCACGUUGCUGAGCACUUCUUGGCGAGAAACUGGAAAAAUGAGGACCUGUACCACCAGUCCUAUGACCUGGUGUGUGUGAUGUUCGCUUCAAUCCCAGACUUCAAGGAGUUCUACACGGAGUCGGACGUCAACAAGGAAGGACUGGAGUGUCUCAGACUCCUCAAUGAGAUCAUUGCCGACUUUGACGAGGUGCUUACGACGGCCUCGCUUCUGUCUAAACCAAAGUUCAGUGGUGUGGAGAAGAUCAAGACCAUUGGUAGCACAUACAUGGCUGCCACAGGACUAAAUAUCGCACCAGGACCAGACUGUACACAGGAUGACAGACAGUACAUGCACAUCGGCACCAUGGUGGAGUUUGCCUUUGCGUUGGUGGGGAAACUCGACGUCAUCAAUAGGCAUUCCUUCAAUGACUUUAAAUUAAGAGUGGGGAUAAACCAUGGCCCUGUGAUAGCGGGGGUGAUCGGAGCACAAAAGCCCCAGUAUGACAUCUGGGGUAACAGUGUGAACGUGGCCAGUAGAAUGGAGACCACAGGAGUGCUGGGGAAAAUACAGGUUACGGAGGAGACGAGUCGAAUCCUACAGACCCUGGGCUACGUUUGUUCUUGCCGAGGCAUCAUCAAUGUCAAAGGGAAGGGGGAGCUGGAGACUUACUUUGUUCACACUGAGUUGACCAGGUCCCUGUCCCAAGGGACUGUGAUGCCUUGAACUUUCACACAAACCAGACACACUUCCACCCACCCACACACACACACACACCAUAUAGCAUAGAUACACUGUGCUGCGAAGUGCUUAGACAUACAUAUAAAUACCCAUACACACACAAAUAUAUAAAUAUAUACAUAUACCUGUGAAUACGUUUGCAUGGUCUCAGUCAUUCAGAGAAGCGGAUAGAUGUCAUGAGUGUUUGCGCUGUCCAGUCUCUUUGUGUUUUAGCCAGGCCACUGUGUGUGCAGCCAAGACAAGUUUUAAAAUAAGGAGUUUUUGUAAGAACAUGAGAAUACAAAAAAAUACCAGAGUGUUGCCAUGUUGGACACCACCAUUUUCUUAUUCAUUAAAGACUUUGUAUAUACUCA